This is a messenger RNA of Styela clava, 4629 nucleotides long. Lineage: Eukaryota; Metazoa; Chordata; Ascidiacea; Stolidobranchia; Styelidae. The record is from RefSeq and is a predicted model, not a curated record.
AUGGCCAAUACAAAGCCAAAAUGCCAAGAAGAAGACAACCCAGCAAUAUGCAAUGCGUGCGAUCAUGUACAAAAUUUCCCAGGAGAUAAUGAGCUUGCGAACCAGGGGCGACACGAAGCUAUUCGUAGUUUUCAGAACUAUAUUCGGACAGUUCAAACUCACCAAAUAUUUGGAGACUAUGCUUCAUUGCUGACAUCUGCUGAACAGAAUGAAGUUAACAAAAGAUGCCAGGAAUUGGAGCAGAUGCUCAAUGAAAACCAGAAAAAUCUCGAUAUUGGAACAAUUGAUGCCGAAAGACGAAGACUUGAAGAUUUUAUUGAAAGUCUUAUAGAAAGUUUGGAACAUAAAUACCAGGAAGAGAAAAGAAAGAAAAAACAAGAGUUACGUGGCGCGAUUCAAAAUUUCCGUGAUGACAUUCGUUCUGUCAAACAACAUGAAGUAUUCAAGCAUUAUCAAAGAUUUUUGAAAUCAGAAGACCAAAACAAAAUUCAUAGGAAUUGUGCCGCAGUAGAGAAAUUUCUCAACGACAAUACGGAAAACCUCGAACAAAUACGCAAACAACACACAAAGUUCACACGUUGUGUUGAAAGUAUGUUGAAAAAGCUGGAAAACCAAGCUGAGGAAGAGGAAAGAAAGCAAGAACAAGAAUUACGUGAUGCAAUUCAAAGAUUUCGUGAUUACAUUCGUUCUGUUCAACAACAUGUAGUUUUCAGGCAAUAUGAAACGUAUAUAACACGUGAAGAUCAGAACGAAAUUCAUGAAAAAUGUUCUGCAGCAGAGAAAUUUCUCGAUGACAAUCUGAAAAAACUCAACCUCGAAAAAAUACAUGAAAGACAUUCAAAAUUCAAAAAGUUUGUUCAUGAUAUAUCGAACAGGCUGCACCAAGCUCAGGACGCAUAUCUAAAACGGAAAAUGCAAGAAAAGCAAGAGGAAAAGGAAGCCAUUCUGAAACAGAAAAGGGAAGAACAGCAGGAGAAAAAUGAAGCAAUUCUGAAAUUUCAAGAAUAUAUCCGUUCGGUUGAAACAUAUACUGAAUUCGGAGAUUACCAACGGUUUUUGGAAUCAGAUGACGAACAAUCCAUCACAAUGAAAUGUAUUAGAUUGAAGACAUUUCUCAGUGUAAAUCCCGAAAAGCCUGACAUCAAGCAAAUACAAAGUGCAAAAGGAAAAUUUAGAACUUAUGUUGAAGGUGUUUUGGAAAUACUACAAGAGAGUGCGGAGAACGCAAAAUUGCAGCAGCAAAGGAAAGAAGAGCUGAACAAAGCGAUUGAAAAUUUCCAUCAGUAUAUUCAGCAUCAGCAUUCUGCAUUCAAGCCGUAUGAAACGUAUUUAUUUCAAAAUGACAAACACUUAAUUGAUGGAAGAUGCGAGGAAAUGAAUACAUUUCUAAAUUUGAAAAACCUCAACAUCAAAGGAAUAGAAGACAAAAGAGUAGAAUUUGAAGCUUUCGUUAAUCGUGUACUGGACAGUCACAAACACAAAGCUCAGCUUGAUGAACAGAAGAGAAAAUAUGAAGAACAGAAAAAAAUUGAAGAGAUUCAAGAUUUCCAGAAGUUUAUUGAGUCAGUGCAAAGUUAUGCAGAAUUCCAGAAGUAUGAGGAGUUUUUAUCUGACAAUGACAAAAAAGAAAUCGAUGAUAAAUGCGUUGGGUCAGAGGAAUUUCUUAAAAAAAAACAGAAAAAGCUUGAUAUCCAACAAAUACAAGACAAGAAACGUGAAUUGGAAGAUUUUGUCAAAAGUCUGAUGGAGAGACUAAAACAAAGAUAUAAGCUUGAAAAGCAGAAGAAAAUGAAACAAGAACAGAAAAGACUUGAAGUGAUUCGAGAUUUCGAGCAAUAUAUCAAUUCAGUACAAGAUCACACAGUAUUUCAGAAAUAUGAGAAGUUUUUAUCUCAUAAUGACAAGGAAGAAAUAAAUAUCAAAUGUCUUGAAGCGAAAGAAUUUCUCAAGAAACUUCAGGGAAAUCUUGAUACCAAACAAAUAAACGAAAAAAGAUCUGAAUUUGAAGAUUUUGUCAAAAGUCUGAAGGACGGCCUAGAACAAAAAUAUAAGGCCCAUCACCUUGAAAAGCAAAGGAGGAGAGAAAAUGAGAGAGACGAAGCGAUUAGGAAUUUUCAGAAGUUUAUUCAAUCAGUUUAUGCAUUGGAAGAGUUUGCUGGAUACAGGAAAAUUUUGUCGUCUGAUGACAAAAAAGAAAUUGAGGAUGAGUGUAUCGAAAUGAACACAUUUUUGUGCACAAAUCCGGAGACUCUCGAUAUCCAACAAAUACAAGACAAGAGAGAAGAAUGUGCUGAUUUUGUGAAAAGUCUGAAGGACAGUCUAAAACAAAAAUAUAAGGAAAGCCUUGACAUCAACCAAGUGAAGGAAAAUAGAUUAAAAUUUGAAAAUUUUGUUGCGAGUAUGUUGAAAUUUCUAAAGCAAAAAUCUCAGCUCGUGGACAUUGUGACGAAAAAGAAAAGAGAAAAAGAACAGAAGAAAAACGAGGUCAUUCAAAAUUUCCAGCAAUAUAUUCGAUCAGUCGAAUCACACGCGGAAUUCAAAGCGUAUACCAAGUUCCUAACUUCUGAUGACAAAACAGAAAUCAAUGCAAAAUGCCUUACAAUGAAGGAAAUACUCAACAACAACGAGGAAAAGCUCAGCGUCGAACAAAUUCAGGAUGUAAAAAUAGAAUUUGAAGAUUUUGUGACUGAUAUAGUAAAGAAACUUAAAGAUAGAGACGAGGAGGAUCAAAAACAAAAGCUGGAAGAAGCAAUCCAGAAUUUCCAGUCGCACAUUCAGUCCGUUAAAGAUCUCAAAGAAUUCGCUCAAUAUGAAACAUAUCUAACGUCUACUGAUAUAAGUGAAAUCAAUGCCAAAUGUAUAUCAGCGCAAUCAUUCAUCGACGAGAAUAUUGGAAACCUUUAUAUAAAACAAAUCCAAGACAAGAGAGCAGAAUUUGAAAGUUUAAUCCAAAGUAUCGUGACAAAACUGCAGAGCAAAGCUCAGAUGGCCGCACAUAAAAUAAAAGAAGAGGAAAGAAAACAGUGGGAUGAAGCACACAGAAACCUUCGCAAAUUGUUAGAUUCAGUUCGUACGCAAAUAACAAACAGACAUCUUGGCGAAGCAUUUUCUCAAUACAUCGAAAACAUAAAACAUACUUGUAACGAAGCUGAAGGUUGGCUUCAAAGGAGUCAAAAAACCAUCACUGUAGAAGAACUAGAAUCAAAAGUUAUUGAAGUGGAGACGAAUCUUAAAAACCUUUGGAGUGGAUUGAAACAAGAAAUACAGGUUAUCGAAGCAGAAAAGCAACAGCAAGCAAAUAAAGAAAGAAAACUGACUGAAACUCGUGAUAAUCUCUUGGGGUAUCUAGAUUCAAUUCGUCAGAUGUGCGAAUCAGAACAAAUUGCUGAAACUGAAUAUGCAGAUAAACUAAGUGGCUUAUGCAAUGAAACUGAAGAGUGGCUCAAAUCUGAAGGGAUAUCAGCAGAAUCAAUCCAAACUAAGCAAGAGGAGUGGCAAGCUACUGUGCAAGAAAUCAAACAAAGUAUAAGCAAAAUGAAACAGGAAAAAGAAGCAGAAGAAAAUCUUCGACAAAAAGCAUUCGACAAUAUGUGGAAUUAUAUCGACGAAGUUCAAACAAAGAUCGCAACUGAUGUGGAAAACGAUGAGUUUACGAGACCGCAUAUCAAUAGGAUUACAGAAAGCUGCGAAAUAGUAUUGGAGUGGGUUAAAAAAAAUUAUGAUCGAAUUACAUUCGAUACCAUUAUAUCAGAGCAGCGUAAUCUACGAACAACGAUUGAGGAUAUUUAUGAUAAAAUGCAAGCAAGCAAAACUGAGACAGCAAGACAGCAAGCCCUAACUGCUGUACAUGAUUACAUUGACGAUGUUUGUAAAAGUCUGGAAGCUGAAAGAGAAACGGACAAAACAAUCGUCCAGUGCAUUGAUACAAUAUACAAGCAUUGCACGAAUGUAUUCAAAUGGACUAAUGAAAAUUACCAUCAAAUCACUGGCGGAAGAAUUUUAUCAGAAUUUGAUAACUUACAGAAAAAUGUCAAUGAUAUUUUUAAUGUGUUACAAGCCAGAAAAAUAGAGGUCGAAGCUGAGCGUGAACGACAGCGGGCAGAAACGAUUAGAAAGCGCGCGGAAGUAAUCAACAAUCUCCGAGCCCACAUUUCCGAGGUCAGAUCGAGAGUUGUAUUCAAAAAGUUCAAGAACAGAUUGACUGAAGAAGAUUUGAGAUUGAUAUUUAGUCAAUGUAACAUUGCAGAAAGACAUAUCGAGGAAAAUUCAGAUACGAUCCAACUGGAAGUCCAAUAUUUGGAUAUACGCAAAAUGACUGAAGAUGUGUACAAAAAGUUAAAAAGAAUUGACACGUUAGAAAAGGCUGAGGUGGCAAGGAGGCAAGCCGAAGAGCAAAGAAAGAAAGAUGAUAUGUCUCAAAAAGUGAAGAGUUACAUCGACCGUGUCCAACGUCUUACUGUGUUUGAGCCUCUCACGUCUAGAUUGACAAAAAACGAUGAAGCUCGAAUUCAAUCUGAAUGCAUCAAAGCAAAUCAGUUUUUAAUUGCGGAAAACUUGACUUCUGCUGAAAUUGAAAAAAAGUGUAGAGAACUAGAGGAAUAUGUUAAAAUUAUUUACAAGAAGUUUUAG